UCAAUACAAAACCUAAGAGGCUCAUGGUUCUCAUCCUCUUCCAUAGACGUACACAGUAAUUAUGACAACUUCCGGAAGAAGUCCUCCAACCUAUCAGAGCUCUUGUUGUCCACCCAAUCAAAGGAUCAGAUAAUGAAUCUAGUACUGAAAGCAUUAGCUGCAGUUAGCUUGCACUGCAGUGCAUAAAAUGUGGUGUUAAGUUGAUUCAAAGAGAGAAAGACUAUAGUUGAACAGUUUUGAACAAAUUAAUUUCUUUAAAUUGAAGGAGAAGCAAGAGCUAGCUAUAUUUUGUAGUAUUUUUUAAAACUUUCACUUAGCUAGCUAAUGCAGCUAGCUAGUUUAGCCUACUCAAACACCCGGCUCAAACAGGAAUGCUAUGUUAGCUAGCAGGCUAUGGCUAUGGCUAUCCAACACUGGAAUUCUUCCAAGUCCAAGCCUUUUAUUUUAUUUAUAACCACCGGGGCCUGCCGGUGUAACUGCUAAAUUGCUUUCUGACUGUACUGCAUUAUCAUAGCGGGUUAUCUAACACCUUAAUUCUUGUAGCUAUGGUGACUAUGACGUUAGCUAAUAUGGUGACAGCGAUGUAGGCUCUGUGUAGUGGUUAUGAUAUUAAGGUUUGACUUGGAAAGGUUUUUUAGCCUGGUCACAGAUCUGAUUUGUUGUGCACUGAAGUCCACAAACGAAGGGAAAAGGUGAGAGGAGGAGAGCGCGUUGAUGCGAGAAAUAAUUAUGUGGUUAUGCUGUUUGUAUGUGGCUGCUAUGAAAGUGAACUGUGUAAUCCAUGUGAUCAGGGGUGUAUUAAUUCUCUCGAUUCUGUUGAAAAACGUUUCUUAAACGGAACCAAACGGGCUAAACAUACGUGAAUUUGUCCAACAGAAACUCUCAUUUGUAACUGUUGGACUAAUGAUUACACCCUAGAUCAGCUAGAUGCAGGCAAGAGUGUGCAAGGUGUUGUUAAAUGUGUCAUUGUCUGUCACCUUUAUUACUAAAAGAAAUUAUCUUGGCCUGUGCACCUACAUUGUAAACUUUUAUUUAUAGGCUAUGUUGUAGCAACCUCAUGAUGGAUGUAUGGAAAAUUCCAGCAUCAUGUAGUAACCUAAACCUAUUGAUGUUACACUGAGCUGCGUGAUUGGAAUAUGAAUGACAGUCAUCCAAUAUGCUGUAAAAUAAAUAAGGCCAUGCUCAUAAAUGUUUUUUUUGUCCUCCCUCACCUUAAACGGCACCGACCGCCACCCCGUCACAUAUUGUUUCAGUUCUCCUUACAUUCUAAAACUGAUGUGUCACAUCACAGAAGGCAGCAGCUGAAGAGCAGGAGUAUGGUUGCCAUGUUGGGAGAAGCCUUCAUCAGAGUCUUCAGGUACAGGAAAGAGGAUUGUGAUUGUGAUUCCACAAAGGCUCAGGAACGUCCACCACACCCUGCUCCCAAUAUCGUUCUGAACCAAGGUUCAAUGUUAGAAAACAUGGAUGGCCUGGUGCAGUCUGGUCCUAGAGCGACAACCAGGCCCAGUGAUGCCCUCACCAUCCCCAAUAGCCACAGUGACGACUAUGGUGACCUGGAGCUCUAUCGCUCCUGGUGCUGCACCACCUUCUGCAAAGACUACCCCGACCUGCAGCUCAGAGGGGACCAUGUGGGAAACAGGAGUUCAAUGAGCCUGCGGCUGGAGAGUGAGGUGUUCCAAGGGCCACUUCUUCAAUCUCAGGACCUGGGAGAGCUGGAGUCCUUGGAACCCACAGGGCCUGUGGAGCCUGGGGUACAGGUGGAGUCCCAGACCCUGCAGGAUGAGGGUAACCUGGCCAUAGACAGCAGCAUCAUCACCCUGAACAGGGAACCUCUGUCCAACUCCAUGCUGAACGGCUACCUGGAGAGUAAGCUGCUGGAGGUGUACAGACAGCAUAUGCAGGACAGCCUGGCCCGGGGCAGCUCUCCCCUGGUCCAGACCCCUCCGCAGGGCCUGGUACCAGAACCAGUGAAGCAGCUCAGCCAGUAUCUCUGUCAGGACCACGGCCUAGACUCCAGUACGGCCCAGAGCAUCGUCAUCCACUACCUCAGCACCUGCACCGUGGCCAGCUCCAACUUCAGCUCUCCCGACCUGCGCAUCUCCAACUUACGCAUCCCCAACCCUGAGCCCAGGAAGAAGCCCACCUGACUGAAACCAGCAGUAUUUCUACUUUGUCUGCCAACUCUAACGUACUUGACAAUGCUAAAGCAUUCCACUGAAUCUAUACUUGGUGGUCAGUUGUAUUGCAUUCAAGUGGAAAAUUCAAUUGAUAAUUCGGAAGGAGAUCCCCUCAUUUUGUUGAAUUGUUGAAAGAAAUAUCUUUAGAAAAUGUCACAAUGUCCAAAAUAUUUACUACAUAAAUGCAACCAGUUGCUAUAUUGUCAUGCUUGGGUGCCUGAGACAAUGUCAAGCUUUCGAGUUUAAAGACAAAGAGUAGAAAAACAGGGAACUGUGAGCUGAUCUUGUAAAGAAUCUUGUUUCUGAGAAAUGAUUCCUCACAGAUACUGCUGAUUUGAAAUUAUAUUGUUUUAAACACAGAUUUACAAAACGCCAAAGAAAAAAAAUAUUUUCCUAACUUGGUUGUCAAAGCAGAAAAAUAUUGCCACCUGCUGUCAUACAAAAGCAUUGCAUGUUUACUGCAAGUGUCACAUUGCAUUUUGACAAGAAAGAUAUUACACAACAUCUGUGCCAGAAACAUAUCAUGCUGUGCCACAUUUCUAAUGUGUUUUAAUCUUGAAUACGACUGAAUAAAUAAUAAAUAUUAAUAUGCUAAAGAA
Molecule: messenger RNA, 2776 nt
Organism: Oncorhynchus masou masou (cherry salmon)
Lineage: Eukaryota; Metazoa; Chordata; Actinopteri; Salmoniformes; Salmonidae
Product: TLR adapter interacting with SLC15A4 on the lysosome-like
Exons: 3
Coding region: 1137-2147 (336 amino acids)
Biological process (GO): regulation of toll-like receptor signaling pathway
Source: RefSeq, a predicted model, not a curated record